This is a messenger RNA of Aureobasidium vineae, 408 nucleotides long. The record is from the annotation of a GenBank genome assembly. Lineage: Eukaryota; Fungi; Ascomycota; Dothideomycetes; Dothideales; Saccotheciaceae.
CUAACCCAUGCCAUUGACCAUACAACCCUCUCACGACUCCAGUGUGUAUUAAAACAAAUCUGCGACUCCUCCCCUGCAGCAGCAACUCUUGUCGAAGAACAACUUUUAGCCCCGCCAACCGCCAUCGUCGACCUCACAGACGAUAACACCGACUCAGCACCAAUUGAAUCAAACACUGGUGCNAAAAGGCAACGCUACGCCAUGUGCGAAAACUGCAAAGAAGAAUUCGACGUCACUGACAAUGACGAAGAUAGUUGUCAAUACCAUGAUGUACCUGGAAUGACUGGGAUCAAAGAUGUCAUGGAACAAUCGACACUCGCCUUUUCGAAACUUAUCCCGAAGGCUUUGUGUGGGAAUGCUGUAACUAGAGUGGAGAUGCAGAGGGCUGUACCACUGCAGCCCAUGAGA